AUGCUGAACUUGGUGUAUGGCGCAGAUGCAGCAGUGAGGCACGUGGAUGAAGUGAAUGAUGACGCACGCAAGAUUCAUCUGAUUAUUGACAGGGACGAGGUGGAAGAUGAGCAGAAGAAAACGAAACAAAGAUGGAAUCUGGAACAGUUGCGCGCCGGCGAUACUUUCCUGUCAUUGCAAGCGGGCACCAACAGAUUUGAUUCCCAGAAAGGAAUGACUGCAUUGGGCAUGCCGCGCUGGAACGUUGUCAGAGAUAAGCAUCUGGGGUGCAUACUUCGCAUUUUUUUUUCAUAAAU
Molecule: messenger RNA, 296 nt
Organism: Gongylonema pulchrum
Lineage: Eukaryota; Metazoa; Nematoda; Chromadorea; Rhabditida; Gongylonematidae
Source: the annotation of a GenBank genome assembly